UUAUGACCGGUUACACGGUGGAAAACGAGCCAGCGACGUGCGAUUGGACGGAUGAAGAGGUCCUGCGAUACUUCACGUCGAGGAUGUGGGACGUGGAGCAGGAGGAGGAGGAGGAGGAGAACGACGAGGACUACAUCGACGGCUCGUUUUCGAAUCUGAAAAGCCACGGGGAGGCCUCCUCGGAGCCGGUGCACCGCGAUAUCGGCGAGAUAUUGAUCGCGGACAGCUUUGUCUCUGUCCUGUUGACAUGCCGCGCCGAGCACAAGAACUACGCGACGGUGUUCUAUGAUCAGUCAGCAGUUAGCUGCACCCUAUCGAUGCCCGACGAUCUUCGAGUCAGCAUAUCGAGAAGUGGUCAUUACAAAGUUUCGAUGGCGGACGGAGUUAAUCUAAAGGAAUGCAAAGUGAGGCCGACGAACUUCGACAGAACGGAUUUGAUCAGAAGUACAUAUGCCAUUCCGUACGACUGGCUGUUUCCUUUCGGGAGGAAAGGCAACGGGAUUUGGAAGAACACACAUGACCAACCGUUCCGUUGUGAAACAGAUAACAGUAUGCCGAAAUUAUUGGAGUUACGUGUUCUGUAUGGUUUCAAGAAGCCCGGAGAAAACGCGGUGAUAAAUAUACAAAGGGCCCUCGGCCGCUAUUGGAUGUCCGUGAGUGAAUUCAUGAUCUUUUUAUGGGACCACCGAUUAAUGAAACUGAAUCUGAACUCUUUUGCAUCUUAACCAUCGAGUCUGUGUCAGACUGUCAUUAAGAUAUACCGUGUCAAAAAAAUUACAGCAAAGAAAAAUUUUCG
This is a messenger RNA of Megalopta genalis, 796 nucleotides long. RefSeq lists its product as uncharacterized. The record is from RefSeq and is a predicted model, not a curated record. NCBI's taxonomy places the organism in Eukaryota, Metazoa, Arthropoda, Insecta, Hymenoptera, Halictidae.